Seriola aureovittata is the source of this 2867-nucleotide messenger RNA. It is a transcript of the gene lin7a, whose product is annotated as lin-7 homolog A (C. elegans). The record is from RefSeq and is a predicted model, not a curated record. Gene Ontology annotation, cellular component: MPP7-DLG1-LIN7 complex; basolateral plasma membrane; cell-cell junction. Gene Ontology annotation, molecular function: L27 domain binding. The transcript is spliced from 6 exons. Bases 110 to 763 code for a protein of 217 amino acids. Gene Ontology annotation, biological process: maintenance of epithelial cell apical/basal polarity; protein localization to basolateral plasma membrane; neurotransmitter secretion. Lineage: Eukaryota; Metazoa; Chordata; Actinopteri; Carangiformes; Carangidae.
UCCCCUCCCAACCACUCCCAGCCUCCCUCACUCUCACUCUCUCCCUCUCUCUCUCUCUGUGUGAUGCUGCAGCUCCUGUAGUCUCUCCAGUCUCCAGUAAACAGCAGUCAUGGCGACAGUGGUCCAACCGCUCACUCUGGAUCGAGAUGUUGCCAGGGCUAUCGAGCUGCUGGAGAAGCUGCAGGAGUCGGGUGACGUGCCCGGUCACAAGCUCCAGUCUCUGAAGAAGGUGCUUCAGAGUGAGUUCUGCACAGCUAUCAGAGAGGUGUACCAGUACAUGCAUGAAACAAUUACAGUGAAUGGCUGUCCAGAGUACCAGGCGAGGGCCACAGCUAAGGCCACAGUGGCGGCCUUCGCAGCCAGCGAGGGUCACUCUCACCCGCGGGUGGUGGAGCUACCCAAGACGGAGGAAGGCCUGGGCUUCAACGUGAUGGGCGGCAAAGAACAGAACUCACCCAUCUACAUCUCCCGCAUCAUUCCCGGAGGCGUGGCUGAGAGGCACGGCGGCCUAAAGCGAGGGGACCAGCUCCUGUCCGUCAACGGCGUGAGCGUGGAGGGAGAGCAUCACGAGAAGGCGGUGGAGCUGCUGAAGGCGGCCAAGGACAGUGUGAAGCUGGUGGUUCGCUACACCCCCAAAGUGUUGGAGGAGAUGGAGGCUCGCUUCGAGAAGCUCCGCACGGCCCGGCGGCGCCAGCAGCAGCAGCUCCUCAUGCAGCAGCAGCAACAGCAGAACCUGUCCUCUCAGCAGAACCACAUGUCGUAGGUUGUUCCAAAAGAAGAGGAAGUGAAGGCGAGCGGGAGGGAGGGAAGAAAAAAAAAAGAGGUGGAUCUCAAAGACCAUCUGUUUGUGUGUGAGGAAGAACCCAAAGGAAACGCACCGUCGCGGAGGAAAAAACCUACAAGUAAAAGACUCUUUUACUUACUUACUCUCUCUCCCUUCCAGUGUACCAACAGUUACUGAGCAAAAACAAAGAGAGCCGUGUGUCCCGACAUUGGUGCUUUGAGGGAGGCGAGCGCUGACGGUCGUCCAUUUUAACUUUGUAUUCCCUUUUAUAAGUUGUUCCCCUCCGAUUGUGACUCUUACUGAAACUCUUGUGUUCCUUGUUUUGUUUACAGUCACCCAUUUUUGAUUGCUUACUGACAUCCAUUGGCACCUUCGCCAUUUUGCCAUAGAUAUCAUUUGUACAGUGGUGUUUCUAUUGAUUCUUCAACUGGUGCUUGUGUCUCUGUAUGAAUGACCAUUGAUUUCUUUCUUUCUUCUUCUUUUUUUUGUGUCAAAUUCGUCCUGUUUUGGAUAAACGUGAACUCUUUUUUACCUUCUAUAUUGUAGCAAGAAAAAAGGUUUUUUAUCUUGUAGAUUUAGCAAUAACAGACAUUCUUCAGUUUUUUCAUUUUCAUUUGACUAAAUUCACAGUAGAUGCAGAGUUUACGGGAUGGGUGCAACAUGUAAAUCACUGUAAAGCAAUCUGGUUUUUCCAUGCACUGUAAGGCAGCUUCUAAACAGUCCAGAUUUAUCCUUCUAUGCCAUUUAAAUAGAUUACUGACGUACAAGGUGGCAUGUACAAUUAAUGUGCAAUAAUUAGCCGACUUCAUAAGCUUCUCCCAGCUGAGAUUUAUCCAGAAGAUAUAUAGUAACAAAGAGGUUCAGAUCAAUCCUCAGAAAUAUUAUCCGUGUCCUACAAGAAUGAAUUAAAUCUAAAUACGCUAGAUUUAUGUUUAUAUUUCAGACUUUUCUAUUUUAUAGUUUAUGAGAUGAGAGAUUUAACAUAAAGUUUUAUUGUUCCUUUAAAAUAUUAUUACGUAUUCCUUCUAAAACAUGCAGAUUAUUAUUUAAGAUAUAUUAGUUGUAUAACUAGCACAUAGUUUAUGUGAAUCUGUUUUCUCUUUAGACAAUCAUUGUGAGCUACGAUGAGACUGAGUACAAUGUUUUAGCUUCUUUUUGUUUUCCUUCUGUACCUGUAAGGGAAACCUGUUUUCUCUGAGCCUGGGUUAAAGUGGUGAUCUGCCAGGCCUGUGUUCACUCCAUCUUUGGUGCUAAGUGCUCCUUGUUUGUUUUUUCUUUUCUUAUCGCUAUUGCCAGAAAUCGCUUUGUGUUUCUUGAUACCGUCUCGUGUUUUCUUUUGAUUCGUCCUCAUUUUCCGUAGGAGGCACUCUUCUCUUUGUUCCACCAUUCAGACUCUCACCCUCAGGCCAUUCUUCUCUUUAUCCGAAGCUAACCAAAAAACAAAAAACAAACAAAAAAAAACACAUAAUUGUUUCUUGUAUGCCAGAGGAUUUUAUUUUAUUUUAUUUUAUUUUUUCCCUCCGAGGAGCGACCAGAUGUAAGUUAAGAACGGCGAAUGAAAAGUUGUUAAGCUGCAUUUUCAUAAAAAUGUUGUGGAUUAUUUAUUUUGCAUCACAGAUUUAUUGUUGAUGUAAAGAUUCAUUUUUACUUUUUUAUCUGUUCUGAUCUACAUUAUACAUCCGAUCGCACAAGCCCAGCAGAGCAGACGUCUUCUACAUGCAUAUUACGUGCCACGCUGCCAGAUAUCGUCAUUUCCUAAAUAACCUGUCAGCACUUUAAGGUCACUUAAUGCUGAAGCUUUUAUAUUAGGUGACUUUAAGGCUCAGGUUUUACAGGAUAUCCAGAAGUUUUUGUCCCUCACUCAAUCGUCAAGCAGAACAUCGACAUACGACAGAUCCCUUUUUGUAUCUUUAAAUCACAGGUACUCUUUCUUAAUUGACUUGCAUUUUUGAAGCUGAUGGUCCUGUACUUACCGUAAAGAUUUAAAAAAAAGAAAAGAAAAAAAAAGACAACAAAUGUUGAUAUGCAAUUGUUAUACAUACUAUAUUUGUAUAAAUAAAUCUAUGUGCUUGUGUACAGUGAA